CCUUCCCCUAGGUUGCUGCCUUCUUUCCUGCCCUCCUUCCUGACCGCCUUCUCUACCGCCUGGGGAUGGGGGGCUGGAGGAGCAAGAGCUAAGAUCCAAAGUCAAGAAGAGGAAGCGGCACCGGCGGCCCCGGGCUCGCCAGGAGUGGACUCUAGUGCUGGGAGAGCCGAACCGGUCCUGGCCUAAGCCGCUGUGGCCUAAGGGCCCAGGCAGCCAGUGCCAUGAAGCUGAAUGAACAUAGCAUGGCCCACUACGCCGUGAGUGGCUCUCCGGCUGACCACGAGGGCUUCCUGCGUCGCUGCAGCAGCCCUGGAGCCCGCCAGCCCACAGCUGGGGCCGGUGGCCCCUGCGCUAGAUUCUGGUUCGUGCUCAAGGGGAAUCUGCUCUUCUACUUCGAGGGUCGGGAGAGCCGGCCACCCCUGGGCCUCAUCGUGCUGGAGGGCUGCACCGUGGAGCUCUGCGAGGCAUCCCAGGAGUUCGCCUUUGCCAUCCGAUUCGAUGCCCCUGGGCUGCGGCCCUAUGUGCUGGCAGCCGAGGGGCCCGAGGCCCAGGAGGCCUGGGUGAAGGUGCUCUCCAGGGCCAGCUUCGGCUACAUGCGGCUACUGGUGCAGGAACUGGAAAGGCAGCUGGGAGAGGUGCAGCUGGGCUUCGCCUGCCACCACCCCGGCUCCCGCCACUCACCCCACAGGGCGGGCCCCCCUCCGGACCGGCCACCCCCGCAGCCUGAGGAUGAGCUCAGGGAGGGCAGCCCCUUGGCAGAUACAGAAGGGGAGGAGGUGGCUACAAAGCUCCCCACUCCACUGGGCCGACGGCGCCUAGCUGAGAGCUGCUCCUGGGGCACGGCCAGCCUGCCCCUGAAUGGGGGGGACAGCCCGGUUUCCCCAGAGACCUCCUGCUUCCCCAAGCUGCAUGACUGGUAUGGCCAGGAGAUCAUCGACCUCCGCAGGGAGUGGCUGCAGGCCAGGGACCUGGGUGGCACGUUGUGAGGGGAGGGCAGGGGGCCCGGGGCUCCUGACCCCCCCACCCUGGUCUGGCUUCCGCUGGGGAAGAAGCUGCCUGUUCACUCUCCUCAGCCCCAGCCCCCUCCUCCUUUCCUAUCUUUGUUACGGUCCCUGGGCUCCCACUGGGCCACUGUCCACAGGGAGGUAUGACCCCCUCUUCUUUCCCUUCCCUAACUGCUCAGGACACAGGGUUCAGAAUCCUCAGGACAGUCAGAAAGGAAAGACGACUGCCGAGUGACCUGAGGGGAGUCACUGAGCAGCUCCGUGCCUCAGUUUCUCCACUUUGCAAAAGUCACCAGGAAGGGGAUCUCUAACAGCUCUGAACCCUACGAUCCCAGAACACGAGGUUGCAAGAAAAAGGUGCUAAUGAGACAGUUUAGUGGAUAGAGCUGGCCUCGAGGGCCGGCACUGUGACCCCAUUUCACAGAUGAGGAAACUGAGGCCCCCAGGGAGGGGACCCGGUGAGGGCUGAGCCUUACACCGCAUGACCUUCAAACAGAGGUCAGGGACCAACCCGGGGGCGUUAUGGAGGGAUUCCCUUUGGGGCUGGGUUGGUGGUUUCUGGUUACAGGUUCCUGGAACCUUAAUUAUCACGGAAAGAAAAUAGCCUCAAAGCAAAAACCUGGGAGAGAUCCGGGCCUGUGAGAGACUGGGGCCACAGGCGACUCCUUGCCCUCCAUCCCCCUAGAUGUUAAGGGAGAUUAGGGAGGAGAUAAGGACUGAGGCCAGAUCCAGGCCGGUUGCCCUGCCCUAGCAGGUGCCUGCCUCUCACUGCCUGGGGACGUAGCUCUGGGGGUCAGCACAAGGGUCACAGGGUCCUGGACUGAAAGCUGCGAGGGUCUUCAGGUGUCAGCUGGUCCCGAGUCACCUUUUUACAGACGAGGGAACUGAGCCGAGAGGCUGGAAAGUGUGCGAAGUAGCCCCUGCCAAGGUGGGGGGAGGUUCCUCCCUCCGCACCCACAGCAGAACAUCUGAGUCAGAAGGAAGUCCAGAGGCCACCUGCCCAACUUCCACAACUGUCAGAGGCGGAGUGUUGCCCACCAGGGCUGAGGCUCGAAACGGGACCUCUGGCUGGCUGGAUGCCACCCUGCCGGGGCAGGCUUCCCGUAGGAUCCAGGGACUAGUUCUGGCAAACUCCCCCGCCCCCACCCCAGAGCCAGCAUCCCCUCAAGGAAGCCCCUAACACCACAGGCUGGGCCAGCCCUGGGCAGGGUGAAGCUGCCCAGCUUGCAGUGGCCACAUGUUUCCCCCUACUUGUGCUCUCUGGAGGCAGCUGGUGGCACAGUAUGAGGGCUGGACCCAAGUUCAAGUUCCGCCUCAGACCCUGCGUGACCCUGGCCAAGUCGAGUAGCGCCUCCCUCCCCAAGGUUGUUGUGAACAUCCAAUGGGAUCUGUAAAGUGCCUGUAUGCAGUCGGUGCUAUAUAAAUGCUUCUUGCUUCUC
Molecule: messenger RNA, 2443 nt
Organism: Trichosurus vulpecula (common brushtail)
Lineage: Eukaryota; Metazoa; Chordata; Mammalia; Diprotodontia; Phalangeridae
Gene: PHETA2
Product: PH domain containing endocytic trafficking adaptor 2
Exons: 3
Coding region: 222-986 (254 amino acids)
Biological process (GO): receptor recycling; endosome organization; retrograde transport, endosome to Golgi
Cellular component (GO): early endosome; recycling endosome; trans-Golgi network
Source: RefSeq, a predicted model, not a curated record